Tripterygium wilfordii is the source of this 830-nucleotide messenger RNA. Its product is annotated as probable WRKY transcription factor 75. Gene Ontology annotation, biological process: regulation of DNA-templated transcription. The record is from RefSeq and is a predicted model, not a curated record. Gene Ontology annotation, molecular function: sequence-specific DNA binding; DNA-binding transcription factor activity. The coding region runs from base 1 to 606 and encodes 201 amino acids. The transcript has 2 exons. NCBI's taxonomy places the organism in Eukaryota, Viridiplantae, Streptophyta, Magnoliopsida, Celastrales, Celastraceae.
AUGGAUAACUAUACUGGUUUAAUAAUCUUCCCCCCUCCUCCUCCUCCUCCUCCUCCUCCUCCUCCUCCUCCUUCAUUAUCUUCAUCAUCUUCUGCUUCCUCUUUGUCAAUGAACAUGUCUAGUAGUAGUAAUGCUACUACUUCUCAUGGGUUAUUCUCAGAAAUGGAGAAUAUUAGUAUGGAAAUUGGGUCUGUAGAUCUUCCAAAAAGAAGCUUAGCUGGGUCUGAAAUUGAAAAAGAAGUGGUAGUGGAGAGAUCAGGAGGGAGUAAUAUGAAGAAGAAGGGAGCAGAGAAGAAGGUGAAGAAACCAAGACAUGCUUUUCAAACAAGAAGCCAAGUUGAUAUACUUGAUGAUGGUUAUAGAUGGAGAAAGUAUGGCCAGAAAGCUGUCAAAAACAACAAAUUCCCCAGAAGCUACUAUCGAUGUACUCACCAAGGAUGCAAUGUGAAGAAACAAGUACAAAGAUUAGUAAAAGACGAAGGAGUUGUGGAGACAACAUAUGAAGGAAUGCAUUCACAUCCCAUUGAAAAGCCUAGUCAUGAUAACUUUGACCAUAUCUUGUCUCAGAUAUGCAAUUCUACACUUCUUCCUUCUGAUUCCAUAUAAACUAACUAAUUAAUUAAUUAAUUAAUUAAUUAAACUUUCCUUAUAAUAAAUAAUAAGCCAAGUUUAAUUAAAUCCUCUCUCUGUCAUCUGUGUAUCUCUUUAUGGAUAUAAUAGAUAUAGUGGUGUAUUUCAAUUUGUUUUCUUUGGAUUAAGAAAAUGUACCUGAUUGGGUUAGCUUUGGAGCAUGCACGAAAGGGUUCAAGUAUGAGACAAUAUACAUGUGA